Messenger RNA from Botrytis deweyae, 5571 nucleotides. RefSeq lists its product as uncharacterized. Gene Ontology annotation, biological process: secondary metabolite biosynthetic process; fatty acid biosynthetic process. Bases 1 to 5571 code for a protein of 1856 amino acids. NCBI's taxonomy places the organism in Eukaryota, Fungi, Ascomycota, Leotiomycetes, Helotiales, Sclerotiniaceae. Gene Ontology annotation, molecular function: oxidoreductase activity; phosphopantetheine binding; fatty acid synthase activity. The record is from RefSeq and is a predicted model, not a curated record. The transcript has 8 exons.
AUGAUAUCCAUCAACCUUGCAGAAUCCGAGGUUCAGCCAUAUCUAACAGAAGCUUUGGGCCUUUCCAAUUCCGGAAGCCUCACUGUAGCAUGCGUUAAUAGUCCCUGCAAUGUGACACUCUCAGGCUUGGAAAGGGAAAUUGAUUUGCUUCAACAGCAACUUAAUACUGAUGGGAUAUUUGGGCGCAAAUUGAAAACCGGAGCUGCUUAUCAUUCCCCUCAAAUGAAUGAUGUGGCAGAUGAAUACUCUGGCCUACUACAAACCUUGGCAAUAGGUCAAACUCCCCUAUCGCCUAUCAUUAUGAUAUCUUCGGUCACGGGUGAACGUAUUUUCAACUUGGAGAGCCUCAGCCAAGCUCAAUAUUGGGUCGGAAAUAUGGUGAGUCAAGUUAACUUUUCGAAGGCUUAUGAUGAUCUUGUUGCUACAGCAAUAUCAUCUCCCAAGAGGAAACUGGGUGCAAAAAAUCGCAGUUUUGAAGUUUGCGAUGUUUUGGAAAUCGGGCCACAUCCUGCACUACAACGAUAUGUAAAGGAGAUUUCCGACAGAUUAAGUCCCAAAUCAGGACUGAGAUACCACUCUACCCUAUCGCGUAAUACCUCCAGCACUACUGCCAUGAAAGAGUUGGCUGGUCGCCUAAGUUCCUUAGGCUACAAGAUCAAUUUUGAUUGUGUGAACGAGCCUCAAAAUUCUUGUAAUUCCCGGAAAAAGCUGUUGGUUGACUUACCAGAAUAUCCUUUUAUUCAUUCCCGUUCAUAUUGGCAUGAGCCAAGAAGACGACGAGAGCUUAUUUUCAGGAAACAUCCUGAGCUUGAAUUGCUUGGCACGCCAAUAAGUGAUGGAAACCUCCUAGAAUCUAGGUGGCGCAAGAUUUUUGAUCCAACAAGAGUUUCCUGGAUCCAGGAUCACAAGGUUAAUGGGAAAGUCAUAUAUCCAGCAACCGGUAUGAUGGUGAUGGCCAUAGAAGCUUCAAAGCAGAUGGUAGCAAAAGAUCAAAAAAUCAACGGAUUCAGGUUGAAAGAUGUCAUCAUCUCAAGUCCAAUUCAGAUAUCCGGCCAGGAUCCUAAAACAGAAGCGCAAUUAUGUAUGCGAUCGCUGCAGAAUUCAUCCGACAAAGACUGCACAUCUUCCGAGUUCCGUAUACACGCCAUCAAUAAUGGUUACUGGAAGGAGGUCUGCCGCGGAAUAAUUCAGGUUGAGCAUCAGACUGAUAUCACCGAGGUUGACUGCGGUAAAGUGAAACGAGACGAACAAGACGACUAUACAUUGAAACACAAAAUUGCUGCUCGUGAGUGUGUAGAAUACAUUUCCAAGGAGACCCUUUAUCAAUGCACAAGCGAUAUGGGUGUAGAGUUAGGGCCAUCAUUCAAAAAAUUGGAUAAAAUAUUCCACGACGGAAACAAGGCUGCAAUUGCAGACCUUACCACAUUUGAUUGGGCAGGAUAUGAAGGUAUCGAAGCAGUAGAGGCUCACACCAUUCAUCCUACUACCUUGGACGCUCUCAUGCAACUUUCAUGGAUUCCUCUUACAGAUGGAUCAGAAAGGAAAGGGUCUCAGAAGGCCGAAAUUUCUAGUUUUGCUUUGGACCGCAUGGGUAAACUCAUAUUAUCCUUAUCUCGCCUAGAAUCAAGCACAGUCUCCGAUAGUACUAGUUUUCAAGAACAGAUCCAACCACGACAACUCAAUUGGUACAUUUCUUGGAAGCCAGAUGUAACAUUUUUGAAACCACAUGAAGUACUUCGUUUCUGUCGAUCAGAAACUAUCGAAGAUGUUGAGCGAUUCAAAGUCUACCAAACUUUAGAAUUCAUGUUGGAAUACUUCGCUAGGGAAGCGCUGAACGAAAUCUCAGAAGUUGAAGAAAAUAACGCCAAGCCAUUUAUCCAAAAGUAUCUUGGAAGUCUCCGGUGUCAUUUGAAGGCUUGUGAGAAAACCACUUCUUCAAGUGAGCUUCUUUCAAGUGCCGAGGGGGUCAAUGAUGAUUCUGAGAUUGAUGUAAUUAUCCCCAAAGACAUGAAAGAUCAUCCACUGGUGAGGACUUACCUUGCUAUUGGAAAAGAACUCUCAGGGAUUAUACGAGGUCAAAUUAAUCCACUAGAAAUUCUUUUCUCGGGGGAAAAAGUGGCAGAAUUGUAUUAUCGAGAUAUUUGCAUGAGAGAGACUUAUGGCAAGGAUAUCGCCAAGUAUCUUGACUUAAUUGCACAUCAGAACCCCGGAUUGGAUGUUUUGGAGAUAGGUUCGGGGACAGGAUCUUUCACAGAGUGUGUGAUGUCAGUUUUACUUCAACGUGACGGAACUGAGCGAUGCACGGAGAGAUUCAAUUCUUAUAAUUAUACGGAUAUCUCACCAAGCUUUUUUGAACAAGCCCGUGAGAAGUUUGGGACAUCGACAAAUAAGAUCCAGUUCCGCGUGCUGGAUAUUGAAGGUGAUAUUGUGUCCCAGGGCUUUGAAGAAGGAUCGUUUGAUUUACUUCUUGCCCACAGUGUUCUACAUGCUACAAGUAGCUUAGCACAUACACUGCGAAACUGUCGCAAAUUAUUGAGACCUGGCGGAAAGCUUAUUAUGCUUGAGAAUACGCAACCGGAUCUAAUGAGGACAGGAUUUGUGUUUGGAACUUUGGAGGGCUGGUGGCUGGGCACGGAGAAAUUUCGUUCAGACGGUCCUUGUGUUUCAGAGGAAACUUGGCAUACAGUUCUCCUCCAAAAUGGUUUCACUGGUGUCGAUUUCUCGAUUCGCGACACCGACGACCCCAGAUAUCAUGAGUACAGUCUCAUUGUGUCCACGGCAAACAAUGAAGAAAUACCUCUCACUGUCCAGAAGAUAAUUUUUCUGGUCGAUCUCACAUCUUCCCAACAAGUUGAGGUUGUGAAGAACAUUAGAGCGUGCUUGAAACCUUCCAUCGACAUUGAGAUCCAAUUACUGUCAUUCAAAGAGACAUUUUCUAUUACAGAUGCACAAUCUUCAUUCCUCGUCUUUCUUCAAGAGGUUGAAGUGCCAUUUCUGUCUAACUUGUCCAGUUCUGAUUUUGAUGUCCUGAAACAAAUGUGUGUUUCUGCAAAGAAUCUUCUCUGGGUAACGCAUAGCUCAGAAGAUGCGGGAUCCGCAGCUUUUGAUGGUCUAGUCGAUGGACUGGCUAGAGUUCUACGUUCAGAACUUGACAUUGCCUUCAUCACUUUACAUAUCAAGGGUAAUGGGACUGAUCCCAAGAAGUGGGGGGAGACUAUUGCAUCCGUUCUUUCUCAAAAGAUUUUGGGUACAGGAAUGAGCAGCGACAUGGAAUAUGUGGAUCGUGAUAGUUUGUUGUACAUUGGUCGCAUCAGAGAAGCAAAAGCUCUUGAUCAACAGGUACACACUAGGAUACAUGAACAAACGAGAAACGUUCGAAUCGAUCAAGCAGGAGCAGUAACUUUGACAUUAAAAAGGCCUGGACUGCUCGAAUCUCUUCACUUUAUUCAAGAUGAAAAGUUCCAAGCGGAAAUUGGUCCAGACGAAGUGGAGAUCAAACUUCAAUAUACCGGUCUAAACUUCCGCGAUCUUCUUGUGACACUUGGUCGAUACCAUAAUAACGACAAUCUUCUAGGCUGUGAAAGUACCGGUAUAGUCACUCGGGUGGGAGUCAAUUGCAAGACCUUUGUGCCAGGUGACAGAGCCUAUAUGGCGAAAUUCGGAUGUAUGAAUGCAUAUGUCAGAGCACAUUCGGAUCUUGUUCUUCAAAUUCCCGAAAAAAUGGCUCCAGAGGAAGCUGCAGGCAUGAUCAUGGCCGGAUCUACCGUAUAUCACUCUCUCAUCAACGUUGCAAAGCUCAAACUUGGAGAAUCGAUUCUGAUUCAUGCAGCGUCCGGAGCAACUGGUCAAAUGGCAAUCCAGAUCGCGAAAAAUUUGAGUUGUGACAUAUAUGUUACUGUGGGAUUCGACCAAAAGAAAGAAUUGCUCAUGGAGCAAUAUGGUAUCGCUGAAGAUCACAUUUUCUAUAGUCGUAAAUUAUCAUUUGCAAAGGGAAUACGACGUAUGACACAAGGUCGUGGGAUAGAUGUUGUCCUCAACUCAUUAUCUGGAGACGCGUUAAUCGCAACUUGGGAGUUAAUUGCGCCCUAUGGAAGAUUUAUCGAGCUCGGUACACUUGAUAUAUACACCAAUACCAAGCUACCUAUGUCAUCCUUUGCAAAGAACGUCACAUUCGCCGCGAUCACCAUUGAUUCUCUGAACAUUGAGAGACCAAAAGAAUUUCGAGAGAUAAUGCUUAAUGUCAUCGACUAUUUUCAUAGGGGAAUAUUUCAUUCUUUCAAACCAUUUCACGUGAUAUCUAUUGAGAAUCUUAAAGGGGCCAUGAGACUAUUACAGAGCGGUAAAACAUCUGGAAAGAUAGUUCUAAGCAUCGAUGGAGCAGAUGUGAUCCCUGCAACUAUUCAACCGCAAGCACUGUGGAGCUUUGACUCAAAAUCAUCAUACAUAAUAGCAGGUGGCUUGGGCGGUUUGGGUAGAAGUGCAGCACUAUGGAUGGCCGAUAAAGGAGCAAGGUAUCUCAUUCUAUUAUCACGAUCUGGGCCUACGACAGAUGCCGCUACUUCUUUGCUGAUCAAGCUACGUGAUAUGGGGGUCUCUGUCGAAGCACCCAAAUGCGACAUUACAUCUUCUGAUCAACUAAGAAAAGCUAUCUCGCAAUGCUCUAGAGCUUUUCCUCCCAUCAAAGGAUGCAUACAAGCUACGAUGGUUUUAAAGGAUGUCCUAUUUGAGAAGAUGAGUUUCGAAGAUUGGUCGGCAGCAACAUCUCCAAAGGUCCAGGGCACAUGGAAUCUCCAUAGAGCUUUGCCGGAUAACAUCGAUUUCUUUAUACUCCUUUCUUCCAUCGCUGGCGUGUUUGGAUCAAUAGGUCAAUCAAACUACGCCGCCGGAAAUACAUUCCAAGAUGCAUUCUGUCUUUACAGGAACAGUCAAGGUCAAAAAGCAAUUUCUCUCAGACUAGGCAUCAUGAGCGAUGUAGGCAUCAUUAGUGAGAAUCCCGAUGUACUCAAAAAUAGGGACCUUGUAAAUGAAGUCGCAUCGGUCAAAGAAGAAGAGUUUCUUGCACUUCUUGAUUACUACUGUAAUCCUGAUAAUCCACUAAAGUUACCAGCAUCAGAGGAGGCUUUACCCAUUAUCGGUCUCUUAGCGCCGUCACAAUUGUCCGCUCAAGGAUUAGAAAUACCAUCCUGGGCUCAAACACCCACUUUCAGUCCACUUGCAUAUAUUGGCCGAGACGAUACUCUUUCAACCGAUACCAAAUCUGCUGAAAGGAGCUUCAAAUCUCAACUGAAAGCUGCAGAUUCUGUAAACGAAUUAAAGGAAGUGGUAUCGACAGCAAUAGUAAUGAAGUUGGCGAAAGCAUUGGGGACUGAAGUGGCUGAUAUCGAUACAAAUAAGCCAUUUCACGCAUAUGGUGUCGAUUCUUUAUUGGCAGUGGAGUUGCGCAAUUGGUUUGGCAAAGAGCUGGGUACGAACGUGGCCGUCUAUGAUAUCAUGGGGGCGGAAAGUAUCAGAGUCAUGAGUGAUAUUGUUGUGAGAAAUAGUUCUUUAAUUCUUUUGAAGGAAGAAGCGUAG